UUGGGCCGGAAGCCAAUGAGGAAUCUGGCGAUGGAGAAGCAGCGAUCAUUUAUUUGAGGAUGUAGGACGGGUCUGAAGGAAAAUGGGGCUGUAUCAGAGGUGGCGGCGGCUUCGGAUCCCAGGGUUACAAGCCUGCGGGCUGCACACGGCAGCUGUGCCGACCCCUCCACACUGGUUGGUAGAGCGGCUUGGCCUUUUUGAGGAGCUAUGGACUGCUCAGGUAAAGAGGUUAGCAAGCAUGGCACAGAAGGAACACCGGACUAUUAAGAUAUCACUUCCUGGAGGCCAGAAAGUGGAUGCUGUGGCAUGGAACACAACCCCUUACCAACUAGCCCAGCAGAUCAGUUCUAAACUGGCAGAUACUGCAGUGGCUGCUCAAGUGAAUGGAGAACCUUAUGAUCUGGAGCGGCCCUUAGAGACAGAUUCUGACCUCAGAUUUCUGACAUUCGAUUCUGCAGAGGGGAAAGCAGUAUUCUGGCACUCCAGUACCCAUGUCCUGGGGGCAGCAGCUGAACAACUUCUAGGUGCUGUCCUCUGCCAAGGUCCAAGCACAGGAUGUGGCUUUUACCAUGAUUUCUUCCUUGGAAAGGAACGGACAAUCAAGGGCUCAGAGCUGCCUGUUUUGGAACGGAUUUGUCAGGAACUUGCAGCUGCUGCUCAACCCUUCCGGAGACUAGAGGCUUCCCAGGAUCAGCUUCGGCAGCUCUUCAAGGAUAACCCCUUUAAGCUUCACCUGAUCGAGGAGAAAGUGACAGGUCCAACGGCAACAGUAUAUGGGUGUGGUAUGUUGGUUGAUCUGUGCAGAGGCCCCCACCUUCGGCAUACUGGACAGAUUGGAGGCCUGAAGCUGCUAACGAACUCAUCAUCCUUAUGGAGGUUUUCCGGCGCCCCAGAGACACUGCAGAGAGUGUCAGGGAUUUCCUUCCCCACUGCAGAGGAGCUGAGGGCCUGGGAAGAGUGGAGGGAGGAAGCAGAGUUACGGGACCACCGGCGCAUUGGGAAGGAACAGGAGCUCUUCUUCUUCCAUGAACUGAGCCCCGGGAGCUGCUUCUUCCUGCCUCGAGGGACAAGGGUGUAUAAUGUACUCGUGGCUUUUAUCAGGGCCGAGUACACCCGCCGUGGUUUCUCGGAAGUGAAAACCCCCACGCUGUUUUCUACGAAACUCUGGGAACUGUCAGGGCACUGGGAGCAUUACCGGGAAGACAUGUUUGCCCUGCAGCCCCCAGGCUCUGACAGCCAUGCCGGCUCCCAGAGUGACCACUCUACCAGCCAUCCCGCAGACACGCUCGCCCUCAAGCCCAUGAACUGCCCUGCGCACUGCCUGAUGUUCGCCCACCGGCCCAGAUCCUGGCGAGAGCUGCCCCUGCGACUGGCCGACUUCGGGGCCUUGCACCGGGCCGAGGCCUCUGGCAGUCUUGGGGGACUGACCCGGCUGCGGCGCUUCCAGCAGGAUGACGCUCACAUCUUCUGUGCACCGGAUCAGCUGGAAGCAGAGAUCCGAGGCUGUCUUGAUUUCCUCCGCUCUGUCUACACUGUCCUUGGGUUCUCUUUCCGCCUGGCACUGUCUACCCGGCCAUCUGGCUUCCUGGGAGAGCCUUGCCUUUGGGACCAGGCUGAGCAGGUCCUUCAACAGGCCCUAGAAGAAUUUGGAGAACCCUGGGACCUUAACCCUGGAGAUGGUGCCUUCUAUGGGCCUAAGAUUGACGUGCACCUCCGCGAUGCCCUGGGUCGGCCCCAUCAGUGUGGGACAAUCCAGCUUGACUUCCAACUGCCCCUGAGAUUUGACCUCCAGUACAAGGGGCAGGCGGGGGCCCUGGAGCGUCCAGUCCUCAUUCAUCGAGCAGUGCUAGGUUCUGUGGAAAGGAUGUUGGGAGUGCUGGCGGAAAGCUGCGGGGGAAAAUGGCCACUAUGGCUGUCACCAUUCCAGGUGGUGGUCAUACCUGUGGGGACUGAGCAAGAGGAAUAUGCCAGGGAGGCACAGCGGAGCCUGCGAGCUGCAGGACUGGUUGGCGACCUGGACGCUGACUCCGGACUGACCCUCGGCCGGAGGAUCCGCCGGGCUCAGCUUGCCCACUACAAUUUUCAGUUCGUGGUUGGCCAGAAAGAGCAGAGUAAGAGAACAGUGAACAUUCGGACUCGAGAUAAUCGUCGACUUGGGGAACGGGACUUGGCCGAGGCUGUACAGCGGCUACUGGAGCUACAGAACACCAGGGUCCCAAAUGCUGAAGAAAUUUUCUGAGCUUUUGUGUAUAGAUGUGGCAAAGACCUGUAGGAGCUAUCAGGCCCCCUUAACACGGAGGGGCCCAACCUAACUGACAAUAGUCUGAAGUUCCCCAGACCCCUCAGAACUCGUGUGGAGGCAUAAUCUGCUGUCAUGGAAAGAGAUUUGGUCUGGGGGAAGCUGUAGCUGUUUGGAUGUGAGGAUAGUGAAACUAAAAAUAAUAAACUUGAAACUACUGGGAA
This is a messenger RNA of Balaenoptera acutorostrata (minke whale), 2463 nucleotides long. It is a transcript of the gene TARS2, whose product is annotated as threonyl-tRNA synthetase 2, mitochondrial. Gene Ontology annotation, cellular component: cytoplasm; mitochondrion. The transcript is spliced from 18 exons. The record is from RefSeq and is a predicted model, not a curated record. NCBI's taxonomy places the organism in Eukaryota, Metazoa, Chordata, Mammalia, Artiodactyla, Balaenopteridae. The coding region runs from base 83 to 2239 and encodes 718 amino acids. Gene Ontology annotation, biological process: threonyl-tRNA aminoacylation. Gene Ontology annotation, molecular function: threonine-tRNA ligase activity; ATP binding.